CCGGAUGUCCUUUGAACUAUAUCCGGUUUUGAGUCCCAUCGUUUAAAUGUGAUGUCCUUGACGCUUUAGAAAUGUUCUUCUGGAGCCUGAGACCAACGCUGACAUCACUCAUCCAAGCAUCCCAGCUCGCCUCCGCCUGGUCAAGCCCCCUCCUCUCCAGGACCAUGGCUACCCUCAACCAGAUGCACCGCCAGGGGAAGCCCAGACAGCGGCCAGCAUCCUUGGGUGCCAUGUUUGGCCGCCCUCAGCUCAAGGCCAUCAUCCUCAAGACGAUGAUUAGGAAACCCAAGAAGCCCAACUCUGCCAACAGGAAGUGUGCUCGGGUGCGGCUGUCCAACGGCAAGGAAGUGAUCGUGUUCAUCCCCGGGGAGGGACACAACCUACAGGAGCACAACAUAAUUCUGGUUCAGGGCGGGAAGACCCAGGACCUCCCCGGGGUCAAACUGACUGUGGUCAGAGGCAAAUAUGACUGCGCUCAUGUGGUGCAGAAGAAACAGUAGCUGCUGCGAUGGAGUCUCUCUGUGUGUGUGCGUGCGUGCGUGCGUGCGUGCGUGCGUGCGUGCGUGUGUUAAAAGAGACCACAUCAUAUCUUACUGUAAAUAAAAUGUUUAUAAAAA
Nematolebias whitei (Rio pearlfish) is the source of this 617-nucleotide messenger RNA. It is a transcript of the gene mrps12, whose product is annotated as mitochondrial ribosomal protein S12. Gene Ontology annotation, cellular component: small ribosomal subunit; ribosome. Gene Ontology annotation, molecular function: structural constituent of ribosome. Lineage: Eukaryota; Metazoa; Chordata; Actinopteri; Cyprinodontiformes; Rivulidae. The record is from RefSeq and is a predicted model, not a curated record. Gene Ontology annotation, biological process: translation. The transcript is spliced from 3 exons. Bases 72 to 500 code for a protein of 142 amino acids.